UCACCACUCUCUUUGACACCACCCUCGACCGAACGCCAAGAUGCCAGCCGUAAUACCGCCUCUCGAUGAGCAGGAAUACAACGACCCGCAGAUGCCACUGGCGCAUCUCGACAGCGACAACAAUGCCAUCUUCUAUCUCAUGAACUCGCCCUUCUUCGAUGGAGCAAGCAAUAACAGCGCCGUAUAUUCGACAGCACAGGGCCACCCUAAUGGCAUGCAACUGCUCAACGACCGCCCAACAUACGAGGCAGAGCUCCGGAAAUACAAUGCUGGACUACAGUUCAUCGUGGCAGGCGAACCUAAGGCCGAGGGACAGCCAUGGCUCAUACAACGCCAGCGCAAGGCCCUGAACAGAGAUGGAAACCCGGAGACUGUGAACGAGGGCAACUUCUACACGCAAGGAACACGACUCCUCAUGGCUCCCAGCAUCCUCGACGUCGUCCAAGCGCGCCUCCUCACUGUAUCAACACGCAUGCAGCAAAUGGCCGAGCUCUCCAAAACCAUGUCGCACUGGUCCCCAGCAACGGGCCACACCUACCUCCCGCCGUCCUACGACCCUCCUAAGCCCGAAACAACUGCCAGUCGCAUCGGCAGCCCGACCCUCGCCGCCACCGACCCCGACGCUGGCCCUGCCAAAGACGCACCCGCCCCCAUCGACCCCACCGCCUCCACCACCGACUUCGACGACGCCUUCUUCCUGCACUCGCUGCACCUGACUCACGCAUACGGCGACGAGUACAUGGACGAAAACCCUCUGCUCGGCGAACCGGGCGCCUUCGUCUUCACCAACUCGCGCAGCCACAUCGACGCGCGCAACAAGGCAGCCGAGCAAGCAAGCCAGACCUCGCUGGCAGCUGUGAAAUCCGAGGCGCAGACCGCGAGCGUGGGGCCCUCGGUUGCGGCUACGCCCAAGGGCGCGGCGACUCCCAAGGGCGUGGCGACGCCGAGGGGGGUUGCGACGCCGAUGGCGCUCGAUGCGCCGAGUCGGAAGGGCAGUGUGGCGGGCUUGCCGAAGGAGGAGAGACGCAAGAGGAGGAAGAGCAGGGGGUUGGCGAGUCCGACGACGCCGGCAGCGCCGGUGUUGUGAGGGUGCGUUUGUGGACUGUUUGCGUUUGCUGUGAUACCCAAU
Molecule: messenger RNA, 1129 nt
Organism: Boeremia exigua
Lineage: Eukaryota; Fungi; Ascomycota; Dothideomycetes; Pleosporales; Didymellaceae
Exons: 1
Coding region: 41-1087 (348 amino acids)
Biological process (GO): regulation of transcription by RNA polymerase II
Cellular component (GO): core mediator complex; mediator complex
Molecular function (GO): transcription coactivator activity
Source: RefSeq, a predicted model, not a curated record